AUGGAUCUCGAUGAAGCUUCUAAUAAUCUUCCAGGACCGACUGGAGUGAAAUAUGAUGAUAGUAUUGCAACGUUAAAGAUUCACCUUGUAGUAUUGGGUAUUCGAGCAAAAAGUACCAUUCGAGCUUCAAACACCGACGUUCAUUUAAAAUAUGACGAUCAAAGUUUUCGUAUUCUUCUCGAAGUUUUCAAAAUGAAUAAAAAAAGUAAGCCACCGACAAAGAAUUAUAUUGAUAGGCGAUAUUUUGAGAUGAAGAAAUGUCCUGGCAAGAUAACUGUUUGUGAAUAUAAACUUAUGAAAGAUCAAUGUGUUCUAACUAUUCGGAAAGCUGUUCCUGGCCUUUGGGCUAAUGCUCUUUCGUCAUGA
Molecule: messenger RNA, 366 nt
Organism: Dracunculus medinensis (Guinea worm)
Lineage: Eukaryota; Metazoa; Nematoda; Chromadorea; Rhabditida; Dracunculidae
Source: the annotation of a GenBank genome assembly